AUGAACGGGUCCGUCAUCAUGUCAGACUCAUCUUUGCAGCCGAGUUUGAAGGAGGUGGAGAAGAUUAUAGGGUAUGAAUUCAAAAACAAAGGCUUGUUGAAAGAAGCUUUUACUCAUUAUACUUACAAAGAUAUCGAUUGUUCUGAAUCCUAUGAACGACUAGAGUACCUUGGCGGCUCGUUUCUGAACCUUAUGAUUGCCAAAGAACACUAUCUCCUGUACCCGGAUAUGACAUCUGGUGAGUUGACUCGGUUGCGUGCUGCCAAUAUAGACAUCGAAGCUUUGGCUCGUGCUGCCUUCAAACAUGGCUUACAUCGGUUUCUCAGGCACCAGGAUCAUUUAUAUGAUGAAUGGAUUCAAGAACUCAUAGAAGGAAUCAAGGAAUACCCAUUGCACUCCACUGGUUUGAUCCAUUCGCCUAAGAUCUUUGCAGAUAUUCUCGAGUCUCUAGUUGGUGUUGUCUAUGUUGACACCAAUUUAUUGGUCGAUGCUACAUGGGAGGUGGUGAUGAACUUGUUACAACCUUUGGUCAUACCAGAAAACCUUAACUUAAACCCUGUUACGAGGUUUAAUGAAAUGUUCCAAAAGAUCGGGAUAAAAUCAGAAUAUAAAGAUUUGUGGGACGAUAGAAAGGAAAUUGAAAUAUAUGUAGAUGAGAAGUUAAUUGGGAUAGGAAACAACAAGAACAAGAAAACAAUCGCAAAGAAUAAAGCUGCAGCACAAGCGUACGAAAAUCUUGCCAAGCAAUUGGCUAUGGAAAAUGGUGCAUUUGUUUAUGAACUUUGA
This is a messenger RNA of Lactuca sativa (garden lettuce), 786 nucleotides long. Its product is annotated as ribonuclease 3-like protein 3. The record is from RefSeq and is a predicted model, not a curated record. Gene Ontology annotation, cellular component: cytoplasm; nucleus. NCBI's taxonomy places the organism in Eukaryota, Viridiplantae, Streptophyta, Magnoliopsida, Asterales, Asteraceae. Gene Ontology annotation, biological process: siRNA processing. Gene Ontology annotation, molecular function: ribonuclease III activity; RNA binding.